Ruditapes philippinarum (Manila clam) is the source of this 2178-nucleotide messenger RNA. RefSeq names its product glutathionyl-hydroquinone reductase YqjG-like. The record is from RefSeq and is a predicted model, not a curated record. Lineage: Eukaryota; Metazoa; Mollusca; Bivalvia; Venerida; Veneridae. Gene Ontology annotation, molecular function: glutathione transferase activity. Gene Ontology annotation, cellular component: cytoplasm. Bases 86 to 1117 code for a protein of 343 amino acids. The transcript has 8 exons.
UUAUAUAUAGCGUUUUAGUAUAUACAGUAUUGUUACUUAUUGUUCCAAUUUUUUCCCAACAAACUUAAAAGCGUUCCAGAUAUUAAUGUAUAAAUAUAUUGAAAAGUUUUAUCCAAGAAUUUAUUACCACAAGAAAUAUCAUAUAUUUUUGAGUUAUACAGCCAUGUCAACUGUCGCAAAGUUGAUCAGUAAACCAGGCGAAUUUAUUCGCAGAGACUCCCAGUUUAGGAAAUGGAUAACAGCUGACGGUUCCAGCGGAUUUAAGGCCGAGGCAGGGCGGUACCAUUUGUAUGUUUCAUUGGCAUGCCCCUGGGCCCACAGAACGCUGAUUGUCCGGCACUUGAAGGGCCUGGAGGAUGUGAUAUCUGUAAAUGUUGUAGAUUUACUUCUUACAGAAAAGGGCUGGCAUUUUAGUGAUGAGCACCCUAACAACACAUUAGAUACAGUUAACGGAUGCAAGUAUUUAAAAGAUGUAUAUAGGAAGGCUAACCCAGAUUAUGACGGAGCGAUUACGGUACCUGUGCUUUGGGACAAACAGAAAAACACUCUUGUGAAUAAUGAAUCCAGUGAAAUAAUCCGUAUGCUGAACUCUGAAUUUAACAGUUUCUGUCAGACGGACGAACAGAGAAAGCUAGAUUUAUACCCUGAAAAUCUUCGAGAUGAAAUAAAUGAACUUAAUUCAUGGAUUUAUCCAAACAUUAACAAUGGUGUUUACCGUUGUGGGUUUGCAAGAAGUCAACAAGCUUAUGAUGAUGCUGUUAUAAAACUGUUUGACCAUCUAGACAAGGUUGAGAUUAUUUUAUCUAAACAACGCUAUCUAACUGGUAACCAGUUCACGGAGGCAGAUGUUAGGUUGUUUACAACACUGGUUAGAUUCGACUGGGUUUACCAUGGUCAUUUUAAAUGCAACAAGAAGAUGUUGAAAGAGUACCCAAACAUUUGGGCUUAUGCCCGAGAAAUUUACCAGAUGAAAGAUAUCGCAGGGACAGUUGACAAGGAUCAUAUCCGCAAACACUAUCAUGAGUCUCAUACAAGUAUAAAUCCAUUUAGAAUUUUGCCAGUUGGUGCAGAUCUUGAUUUUCUCCAGCCACACAGAAGAGAAAAUAUUGGAAAGUAGCACCUUAAUGACACGUGUACCUGGUAUGAAAACACGCGUCUAAAAUUAACGAAAACCAAUGACAAUUUUGUGGACUAUUGCCCUGCGUACUUCAAUAAAGCGAUAGGCGCCAUAUUGGGACAGGGAACCAGAUUAUCAAUUUUGUGUCGUCACAUUCUUUUCAAUUAGAUGAAAAACAAGGACGAUUUUAAACAAUUUUUUUUCUAGUUCAAUUGUUUUUUGUUUGUUUUGUUUUUUGUUUUUGUUUUUGUUUUUGUUUUGUUGUUGCGCCUAUUUGCAGAUAUUCAUCCUGGCGGACGGACAGGCAGACAUACACACGUAGGGGACAUAUGUAACGUCCACUGAGUGAUGGUGAUAGCCCGACCCGAUAGGUUGUAUGACGUUUAAUAAUUUAAUCUGUAACUUGUAUGACGAGUGACUUGUUUUUCAUUAUAUAAGUAUGUUACAUAUUUAUUGAUAUUUGUACAUGUAAUUGACUUAAAUAUUUUAUAAAUGUUGAGAGCAAUUCAAAUAAAAAAGGUAAAAAGUAUGAUACUUGCUGGAGAACGUUUGAAGGACUAGUGAUUGUGGGCUAGUAGUUAAAGUGUCUGCCUUUCGACCAAGGGGUCGUGAGUUCAAGUCUUACUCUGGACACGACCUUGUGUAACCUCAAAGGUUACUUUUGGAAGCCUACUCGAAUGUGAUUCAAUAUACAUUAUAAUAUAUUGUUUCAUAAUUACACUUAAACGAAACUAUUAUGUUAAAGUCAGUCGUUUAUUUCACGAGUUACUUUGAGACAUAAUUAUAAGUAAAUUUAUAUCUUUUACAUUGAAUAUAUUGUGAUUAUAAACCGCAAAAUAGUUGAACUAAUUCAUUAUUUAAUCAAAUAUGAGAAGUCGCAGUAAAUACUUGACUAUUCUCAAUAAAUGCUGUGAUAGUUACAAGUUAAAGUAAUUUAAAAUGCUAUGUUGUUGUUUACUAAGUGCCAAAGUUGGAGUAAUUCAGUAAAAGAAGAAUAAUGUGCUGGAGUUAUGAUUCUUCAUAGAUAACAUUCGUUUAUUAUCAUUAUGAUAAGUAACAAA